Messenger RNA from Paramuricea clavata, 1202 nucleotides. Lineage: Eukaryota; Metazoa; Cnidaria; Anthozoa; Malacalcyonacea; Plexauridae. The record is from the annotation of a GenBank genome assembly.
AUGUUGGAAGGCAAUGACGUUACUGUUUUAAUUGAUGAAGAAAACGUAAGAAACAAGCGUGUUUAUAUCAACGAACAAGGAUAUAGAGGUGAGGUCCUUUGUAACUUAUCAAUAAAGAAUAAGACAUUAAUUGACUGGGAAACAUUGAAACUGAAAAGGCACCAAAGCUACUUGGAAAUAUUGAAUAAUCAUACAGUACUGCUCAGAAAUAACCUAACAGAAAACACGUUCGGAACGCGUCCCAAACGCGUCAGGAACACGUUCCUAAAUGCGUUCCGUUUGCAUUCCACUGUUCCCGGAACGCAUCUGCAGAACGCGUUCUGGUUAUUUCGCCUCUAUUCGCCAUCAGGUUUCUGAUGGCUGUAUAGAAAAUGCUCAUGCUUUUCACAAAACUCUAAAGGGCAUCAAAAUAAAUAAAAACAGUUUUGAAGGAAUUUUAAUGACUUCAACAGUAUUGUCUAAAAUUAUGGAAAUUAUUGUCAAAAGUUAUUCACUCGCGUGUGUGUUGAUUAGGCUAUUGAAUUUCAUUUCCGAAAGAGGUAGCCAAAAUAUCACAGUGUUUGGACUUUAUAAAAUCAUCAUCAGACUAAACCCGGUUUACACUAUCAAAGUGUCUGUGAUCACAGGAGGAGUUUUAAAUGGAUAAACCAAUACUGGAAAAAUCACAAGGUAAGGACAGUCGUCCAGUUUAUUAGCCAUCUUGUAGACUAGAAAUACAGAUAAUUUCAAUCUUAACUCAUGCAACAAUAGUACACAAGCGAUGUUUAUUGCUGCUAUGCAUGUAUUUAUGUGCCACAGUAAGGAAACAUCAUCAUAUAUAUAAGUUGGUACGAUUGUUAGUAAAUGUAUAUUGCAAGCAUGCACUUAUUAUAGAAUCGACCCAAGAUGUUGGGCAGUCAAAAAUGUCACAAUCAAUAGUAUUUUGACUAAUUCUAAUAGGGUGUGCAAAGCACUAUGAACAGUUGAACACCAAUGAAAACACCAAAGUGGAAAUCCUUCUGUUUUUGGUAGAUAAGUUUGGAGUAAGUGACAAAUUUGUGCAUGAAAUUUCAAUGGUAUUUCAAGAUUUGCCAAGAUCCUAUGUGGUUAAGGAAUGCAGACUCAAGAUUAACAGCAAUUGUGUGAUCUCACCAACUCCUGGCAGUUACCCUGGAGCCCAGGUAUCGUUCAAAGAGAAACUGGCAAAUAAAUUAAAGUUGAUG